Molecule: messenger RNA, 728 nt
Organism: Mollisia scopiformis
Lineage: Eukaryota; Fungi; Ascomycota; Leotiomycetes; Helotiales; Mollisiaceae
Exons: 1
Coding region: 53-691 (212 amino acids)
Source: RefSeq, a predicted model, not a curated record
AUUAAGCCGAAACAGAAGACCCUUCCCUCUGAUGUGAAGGCACACUAGCUCCAUGACACGCCUCACCCACAACCGCAUCUUCCCACUCGCGUCAUUCACAGACUACUAUCUAGUGAAAGAAAUUAGGACCAAUGCAGCUAUCCCAUCCCAUCCCAUCCCUCCUUCAUUGACAAUCGAUAUCAAAGCCCAAUGCUUAAACGCUAGUGCGACUUUCCCGUCGUCGAAUGUUCGUUUACAUCCCCCAUCCACCCAUCAUCUUUGUUUACCUUCCCCAUUCACGCAAACCACAACCACCCUCCCUCCCUCCUCCAUCCACAUCAAAAUCAAAUUCACAACCACGCAAAAACACGCACGUAAAGAACACGUCCAUAAUUUACAACGCAUUCAUUUUAUUGUUAUUUACCUGCCAAUCCGACUCCGGUUCCAAGCAAAGUUAAGCAAAGAACCAUGUCGUCAGGGGUAUCUACAUACGUACAAGCCAUCCAUCCUUCCCUUAUUUCAUUUCCCAUUGUGCAUCCAUGCAUAUCAUACAGAGCAAAGCAAAGCUAAUUACCAUCCAUCCAUCCAGCAAGCAGGACGAGAAGAUGCGCCUUUUUGCCAAAUGAAGAGUUGGAGACAGAAUUUCAAAGCAAGUCCGCACGAUGCAGAUCCGGUACGCCAGAACCACGUGUUCCAUACAGCAACAAGAUAACUCCAUCGUCAUCAGAAUUCGUCAAUCGCCGUCGUCG